AUGGAGAGUCUGUUCGGCAUCACAGGCAAAGGGUUUACUAUCAUUGCAUCAGACAAUAAUGCAGCUCGUUCCAUCAUCAAAAUGAAGUCGGAUGACGACAAGCAAAAGGUUUUAUCGAAUCAUCUCGUAAUGACAUAUGCUGGUGAAUCUGGUGAUACAAUUCAGUUUGCAGAAUACAUUGAGCGGAACAUGCGCUUGUAUUCGAUUCGUAAUAAUAUCGACCUGCGACCAAAGGCCGCUGCAUCAUGGAUACGCUCGCAACUGGCUGAGUCGAUUCGCUCGCGUCAUCCAUAUCAAGUGAACUUGUUGCUUGGUGGAUACGACGAGCCGAGUUCAGAGCCUGCUCUAUACUGGAUCGACUACCUCGGUACACUUGUUCAGGUGCCUUUUGCUGCACAUGGUUAUGCUUCCUACCUGACGCUCUCUACCAUGGAUCGCUACCAUCGUCCUGAUAUGUCUUUGGAAGAGGGCUUGCAAUUGCUAAAACAAUGUAUCAAUGAAAUGCGCACGCGUUUUGUGAUUGACGUAGGCAGUUUCUCUGUACGCAUCAUCACCCGUGAGGGCGUACGGGAAGUAGCCAUUUAA
This is a messenger RNA of Malassezia restricta, 585 nucleotides long. Its product is annotated as 20S proteasome subunit beta 4. Gene Ontology annotation, cellular component: cytosol; proteasome core complex; nucleus. Gene Ontology annotation, molecular function: peptidase activity. Gene Ontology annotation, biological process: proteasomal protein catabolic process. Lineage: Eukaryota; Fungi; Basidiomycota; Malasseziomycetes; Malasseziales; Malasseziaceae. The coding region runs from base 1 to 585 and encodes 194 amino acids. The record is from RefSeq and is a predicted model, not a curated record. The transcript is spliced from 3 exons.